CAGUGCACACAUCAAUUAUUUGAAGGCUGCACUUUUCAUGGAAGAAGAAGAUUCAAAGCCAGCGUACAUUUAGUGGCACCCUAACAGUGAUCCAUAACAGCUAGAUAUGUCACAUCUGAGAGUAGGUCUUUGCCCAGCACUAUCGACAGAAACACUAGAUGCAUUAAAUACUGCAGGAGUGAGGACAGUGGUGGAAUUUGUAGGUGCAGAUUUUGAGGAGCUCUCACAGACUUGUUCAGUCUCAUACAAGACACUGCAGUCGAUACGGCGACUGCUACUUGCACAAAACUCUACCCUUCCAAUCAACGGAGCUGAUCUUUAUGACCAUGUGAUAUCAUCAGUUGCUAUUCUAUCCACUGGAUGUAAGAGUGUGGAUGAGUUGCUAGAUGGUGGUCUGUACACAUCUGAAGUAACAGAAGUCACCGGGGUACUAGCCACAGGAAAAUCACAGCUAUGCCUGUCAGCAUCUGCUAGUGUCACCCUAACAGCCCAGCAGAAUGUCUUAUACAUUGAUACUACUGGUGCGUACAGCAGCCACAGACUACAGGAUAUUAUGAUAUCAAGAGAAAGCUCAGAAAAGGACGUGGCUGCAGCUCUUCAGAGACUGCGAUGUAUCAGGAUCUUUGAUCUCUUCGAUCUCCUCAGUCUACUCGAGCGCACCAAGACCUCCUUAGCUAGUGGCAAUGAUACGUUUUAUGCAUCCCUCAAGCUGGUAGUAGUUGAUUCUGUUACGGCGGUGGUUGGGCCACUGCUCGGUGGCCAACAAACAGACGGCCAUGUAAUGAUGAUGCAUCUAGCAAGAUCUCUCAAAGCAUUAGCCGUAGAAUACUCGGUUGCCAUCCUGGUGAGCAAUAAUCAAGUCGGCAGUGAGGGCGGUGAAAGAAAGCCCGCCCUCGGUGUCUCCUGGGCACAUGUGCCUCACUGUCGCAUCGUCUUAACACAUCACAGACCCGGUGAUGCAAACUUGCAGCCUGCCAAUCAACAGGACACACAGAGAGUGGCAAGGAUCAUCAAAUCAGGAAGACAGGAAACCAACAUCAGUUGUACUUUCAAGAUUGAUGAAACUGGAAUCUGCAAUUAACAUUUUAUGCCACGGCAUCCACAGGAUUCUCUGAUGACUGCAUAAUGCAAAACAAAAUAUUUUGACCAACCCAACUUCUUGAAGAUGAAAUUGUCAAGGAUUAUGAUCUGCUGCAAUAUUUCUGUAUUUUUGAUCACAAUGCAUGGUGUUCUUUGUGAAUGUCUAUGGUAAACAUUUUAGUUGAUGCUAUAUAAGAGACUCUUAUUUGUUUUCGUCCAAGAAACUGGCGUCCGUCAUUUAAAAAGUAAAUGCACUUUGGUCAGGUCUGCCAUAAUCAGAUACAAGACUCUUCAUCUAUAUGGGAUUUGAGACAUUGCAUGGUGAGGUAACAAUUUGGUUUGCGGUAACACAAUGUGUGUGUAUCUACUUGCCAGAGAAAUUUUGAGAAUUUGUCUUGCUUUAUAUUCUACUGUUGGGGAAGAUUUAAUUCUACUAUUGGGGAAGAUUUAUCGAAAUUUGGGAGAAAAGAACUGUCCUGCUUUUUAAUUGUCCUACCUUUGCAGUAGGUAAACAAUUGGCCAGGACUACUACUUUUGCUUAAAGUGGAUCAAGGAGACUUUUUUGUUCUUAACUUCACUACUGCGGAAUGACUUCUUAAUUGGUCUCAACAUUUGGACUAGCCUGCUCUAGUCAUGGUCAGGAGACUCUCAUCUACUUAACUGGUGUCUGUCAUUUCAAACUGAGAGCACUGAAAGAGGAAAAGUGUUGUAUAGAGCCCGUGCUGUGUCAGAACGAGUGGCUGCCGUCUGCCUAUGGACUUCUUCUCGUGUCCAUGCGGUUGAAUGCUAUCCCUCCAGUAGUUGGCAUACUGAAGGGCAGUGUCGGUUGCCUUUUAGCCAGGUCAUCAGUAGUAGUUGCUGAUGGAAGUAGGGGGCAGGUAGGACAUGGUC
Asterias rubens (European starfish) is the source of this 1971-nucleotide messenger RNA. RefSeq names its product DNA repair protein RAD51 homolog 4-like. Gene Ontology annotation, biological process: double-strand break repair via homologous recombination; telomere maintenance; DNA strand invasion. Lineage: Eukaryota; Metazoa; Echinodermata; Asteroidea; Forcipulatida; Asteriidae. The record is from RefSeq and is a predicted model, not a curated record. Gene Ontology annotation, molecular function: four-way junction DNA binding; single-stranded DNA binding; ATP-dependent DNA damage sensor activity. Bases 107 to 1081 code for a protein of 324 amino acids. Gene Ontology annotation, cellular component: centrosome; replication fork; Rad51B-Rad51C-Rad51D-XRCC2 complex. The transcript has 10 exons.